Nicotiana tabacum (common tobacco) is the source of this 462-nucleotide messenger RNA. RefSeq lists its product as uncharacterized. The record is from RefSeq and is a predicted model, not a curated record. NCBI's taxonomy places the organism in Eukaryota, Viridiplantae, Streptophyta, Magnoliopsida, Solanales, Solanaceae.
AUGCCAAUUGGAACAUCUCCAUAUAGAUUAGUCUUUGGAAAAGCUUGUUAUUUUCCCGUAGAAUUAGAACAUAAAGCUUUUUGGGCAUUGAAAGCACUGAACUUUGAUUUAACCUCCGCUGGUAAAAAGCGAUUUAUUCAGGUUAAUGAAUUGGAAGAACUGAGAUUGGGAGCCUAUGAAAAUGCUAAAAUUUUUAAAGAAAAAACAAAAAUAUGGCAUGACAAAUUGAUCCGACCAAAGAGUUUCAAAAUUGGAGAUCAGGUACAUCUUUACAAUAGCCGACUCAGGUUAUUCCCAGGAAAAUUAAAAUCUAGGUGGACAGGUCCUUACAAUGUUACAGGUGUUACUCCAUACGGGGCAAUUGAAAUUCAGAAAAAUGGAGGAGACAAGUUUAAGGUUAUUGUACAACUAGAACAUCUCAUGAAGGCCUCUACAAAAACAGAGUCACCUGUGGAGGAGUAA